Trichomonas vaginalis G3 is the source of this 762-nucleotide messenger RNA. RefSeq lists its product as uncharacterized. The record is from RefSeq and is a predicted model, not a curated record. The coding region runs from base 1 to 762 and encodes 253 amino acids. NCBI's taxonomy places the organism in Eukaryota, Parabasalia, Trichomonadida, Trichomonadidae. The transcript has a single exon.
AUGAAAGAGUUUGAUGUUUGCGGAGCCGAAUUCGAUGACUUUGCAUCGCAUUUCUGCAACAAUGGUUCUAAUAAAAACACAUGUAUCAACAAAUUGCAAAAUUGGGAUUGCCCACUUGUUUUCAAAAAGUCUUCCCUCAUACUCGAUCAAAGAGGACCAGGCCCAUGUGGACUAUUUGCAAGCCUAGAAGCUAAUAUUAUGGUUCAACUUUUCCAAUCUCAAGGGGAAUGUGACCUCCCGUGUGCUGUAAAUCUUGCAAUUCUCAAUAUCCUGACAUUGAUUAGCGAUAAGUAUAAACUUUGUACAUCAUUUGACAUUCAAAACAAACAAGCACAUUUUAUAUCAUUCGAAACUAAAGAUGAUGCUAUUGCAUGGAUGCUUGAACUUAAAUAUAAUGAGUUCUCAAAUGCCUGCUUACUUUCUGGUGUUUCAUUUGCAUAUGCUGCAAGAAAUAAAGAAUGGUAUUCUAAUAUGCCAGCUCCUUUUGUAUACAACACAUCAGAUACAUCAAUGUUGUUUGUAUUCUUGAUGAACACAGGCGAAAUCGAUGGAACUUAUGAAAAACAGAAGAAUAUUGCCGUAAAAGUUUGCGGACAACAUGAUCAACAAUUGAACAAACAAUAUUUCAAUCCAGAAGCUCCUAUUGUUAUUUUCCUCAAGCAUAACCACUUCUUCGCAGGAAUGUUAGAAGGUGAUAACUAUCUGAUAUUCAACACUCUUGGAGGUGACAAAGUCGUUUCAAUACAAAAGGAUAAACUCUAA